This is a messenger RNA of Pistacia vera, 636 nucleotides long. Its product is annotated as late embryogenesis abundant protein At1g64065. The coding region runs from base 1 to 636 and encodes 211 amino acids. Lineage: Eukaryota; Viridiplantae; Streptophyta; Magnoliopsida; Sapindales; Anacardiaceae. The transcript has a single exon. The record is from RefSeq and is a predicted model, not a curated record. Gene Ontology annotation, cellular component: plasma membrane.
AUGAAAGAAGAAAAUUAUCAAAUCGUGCGUGCGGCACCCCGUAGAAGAGAUGAAGAGUACGCAGCAGCAGUUAAACAAGGGAAACCCUUCCGCAAAGAGAAGAGCAGUAAGUGUCUCGUGUAUUUUCUGGUCCUAAUCGUCUCUCUGGGUGCAAUUGUUUUAAUUUUGGCAUCAAUUUUCUUGCGUGCCAAGACUCCUGAAUUUGAAAUAAAAUCAGUCAUGGUAAACCGUCUAACUCAUGGCAACGCAUCCUCGCCUUCGUUUAAUGCAACGCUAGUCGCUGAGUUGACGAUGGAGAACAACAACUUUGGUUCUUUCAAAUUCCAGAAUGGCUCUGGGAGCCUGUGGUAUGGUAUAGUUACAGUUGGUGACAUGAAGAUCGGCGAGGGGCUGGUGAGAGCUCGGGAGACAAAGACGAUGAAGAUUAAUAUUCAAGUGGGAUCAAACGGGGUGUUGAAUAAUACAAAUUUGACAAGUGAUAUAAAUUCUGGGAUGUUGAAGCUAAGUAGCCAUGCGGAAUUGCAUGGCAGAGUGAACUUGUUUAAUUUUGUGAAGAAGAAGAAGAGCCCGGAGAUGAGUUGUUCCAUGACUUUAAAUUUAACAAGUCAUGCUGCACAGGAUUUAGUCUGUAACUAA